UGCGGAUCUAAUUAAGUUGCCAAAAACAAAAACUCAGACCAACUUUGCCUACAUUAUAACCAUCACAAAAGAAAAAGGCAAAGAAGAAAUCAAAGAAUGGCUGAAGAUCCACAAGACGUAGCCGAUCGCGAACUAGUCUUCAAGCGUUUUGAUUUAAAUGGUGAUGGGCAAAUUUCUUCAGCAGAACUUGGAGAGACCUUGAAGAUGCUAGGCUCUGUAACCUCUGAAGAAGUCCAGUAUAUGAUGGCUGAACUUGAUACUGAUGGGGAUGGCUUCAUUUCUUUUAAAGAAUUCGAAGAAUUUGCUCGAGCCAAUAGAGGUUUGAUCAAGGAUGUUGCUAAAGUAUUCUAGCUUUCUUGAUGCACAAACUUAACCAUUAGAAACCGAUUUAGGGUGGGUUUUGCAGGUUCAACUGAAUCCAUUGCUUUCAGCUCGAACUAUGUAUACGUAUGCAAAAUAUGUUUAAAAUGUAUACAUACAAUAAAAUCAUACUCAUUUUGAAAUCACCUUGAAAUCACCGACUCUAACAUCUAAUUUUGAUUUAUGUAUCACUUCCAAACA
This is a messenger RNA of Solanum pennellii, 561 nucleotides long. RefSeq names its product polcalcin Nic t 1. Gene Ontology annotation, molecular function: calcium ion binding. The record is from RefSeq and is a predicted model, not a curated record. NCBI's taxonomy places the organism in Eukaryota, Viridiplantae, Streptophyta, Magnoliopsida, Solanales, Solanaceae. The transcript has a single exon. Bases 97 to 351 code for a protein of 84 amino acids.